Messenger RNA from Adineta ricciae, 3726 nucleotides. The record is from the annotation of a GenBank genome assembly. Lineage: Eukaryota; Metazoa; Rotifera; Eurotatoria; Adinetida; Adinetidae.
AUGUCGCGAGCGAUCCAACGGCUUAUGAAAGAUUACCAUAAAGCAGAAAAGUUAGUGGGACGUUCAUCUAAUGAGUCAAUUACUGAUUUGGCGAAUUCUGCUUCGUUAACAUCGCAAACAUAUGCACAACAAAUGGCGCAAUUAAGGCGAGAUCCCGAAUUGACACAGGAUGAAAAAAAGUAUCUUGUCGCCGUUGAACGAGGAGAUAUGGCCACAACUCGAAGGUAUCUCGACAUGAGUACUUCAGCACCAUCAGCAUCAGUCAGUGCUGACACGCCAAUAACGCCGAUCAAUAUCAAUUGUCUAGAUCCAUUAGGUCGAAGUGCACUUUUAAUAGCUAUCGAAUAUGAGAACAUUGAAAUGAUUGAACUACUGUUGAAUUAUAAUGUUGAUACAGGUGAAGCAUUACUUCAUGCUAUCGAUGAAGAAUUUGUUGAAGCCGUAGAACUUCUUCUCCAUCACGAAGAUCUUCGGCAGCAACAACCGAAACCAAUGACGAAUAAUACUGGUGAAGAGAAAAGUAAAUGUCCAAAUAAUAUUGCCAUAAAUGAUAAAUCAAAUCAAUUAUUCUCGUUUGCCCAAGUCGCUCUGGAAAGGGAGAAAAAGAAUGAAGAGCAAACACCACAAGAAACACCAGAUGUUUCGCAAAAGUCAAAAUCGGCAUGGUCUUUCUUCCAUACAUCGAAAUCAAACCUAUCGGCAAAACAUACAGUUAGUGGAAAUGAAAAGAUUAUAACCACGACUGUUAAUGUUGCUGAUACAUCUGACCAGGAGGUGAAUGAUCAACUUAAUUUGAGUACAUCUCGUUCAUAUACACCCGAUAUUACACCAAUUAUCCUGGCUGCACAUCGAGACAAUUAUGAAAUUAUCAAGAUUUUGCUGGAAAGAGGUGAAAAAGUAACUGAACCUCACGAUGUUCGUUGUGAUUGUGAAAAAUGUCUUGUCUACAAUAAAGAAGACAGUCUAAGACAUUCCCGAUCACGUAUCAACGCAUAUAAAGCCUUGUCAUCACCAUGCUACAUCUCCUUAUCAAGUCGGGAUCCAAUCAUGACAGCCUUUGAUUUAAAUCGCGAACUGAAACGAUUAUCACGAAUUGAAAACGAAUUUAAACAAGAGUACGAACAAUUAGCUCAGCAAUGUCAAGAUUAUAGUGCAGCACUACUAGCUGAAACACGUUCAUCAAAGGAAUUGGAAAUUAUUCUAAAUUACGAUGCAGAAAAUCCGCCGGUGCUAUCUGAAACAACCGAGAAAAUGACGUUAGCCAGACUAAAAUUAGCUAUACGUUAUAAGCAGAAGAAGUUUGUUUCACAUUCACAUUGUCAGCAAUUACUUGCCUCUCUGUGGUACGAAGGUCUACCAGGCUUUCGACGUCGUCAUUCGGUGAUCAAAAUUCUCAUCACAGCUUUUGUUGGUUUACUUUUUCCUGUCUUGUCUAUCGCUUAUCUAAUAAUGCCACGAAGUAGUAUCGGUCGAAUCAUGCGACAACCAUUCAUAAAAUUCAUCUGUCAUUCGGUUUCCUACAUUUUCUUCCUAAUUUUACUGUUUGUUGUUUCUCUUCGAAUUGAGUUCGGAAAGUUACUAUCAGGUACUGAAGUUGAAAUUAAUGAAAGACGUGGUCCACCACCUAAUCCUGUGGAAUUAGCAAUUAUGCUCUACGUAGCUGGAUUCAUCUGGGCGGAAAUAAAACAGUUAUAUCAAGAAGGUUUACAUCAAUAUAUGGCGGAUACGUGGAAUUUACUUGAUUGGAUCACGAAUUGUCUUUAUGUUGCAACGAUCGCUCUUCGUGUUAUGGCUUUUAUUAAAAUAAAUCGAGAAGAGAACGAAUUACAACGAAAACUAACAGUACCUCUCGGAACAAAUACAACAGCAGGUGCUCAUUCCUCUCAUGUCCGUCAUAAUCUCACAUCCGAGUCUAUCGGAAUCUCAACUGGUCACAAUGUUCGGCGAGUUGAUUGGAAUGCAUGGGAUCCUACCCUAAUAUCUGAAGGAAUUUUUGCCGCAGCAAAUAUCUUCAGUUCACUUAAACUUGUCUACAUCUUCACGAUCAAUCCGCAUUUAGGGCCAUUGCAAAUCUCCCUAGGUCGAAUGGUACACGACAUAUUGAAAUUCAGUGUCUUAAUCAUGUUGGUAGCAUUUGCUUUUGCCUGCGGUCUCAAUCAAUUAUUCUGGUACUACGCACGAAUGAAAAAGAGCGAAUGUGAAAAAGAUGACGCAGGUUCUGAUGAUAUUUGUGCUAAAGAUAUACACAAACAUUUUUCUAAUCUCUUCGAAUCCUUGCAAACACUUUUUUGGGGUACGUUUGGUUUGAUCGAUCUGCAAGCAUUUCAAAUAUAUAAAAAACACACAUUUACUAUGUUUAUUGGCUUACUGAUGUACGGUGUUUACUCAUCAAUUAUGAUUAUCGUUCUUCUUAACAUGCUUAUUGCUAUGAUGAGUAACUCGUAUCAGUACAUAGCUAAUUCAACAGAAACCGAAUGGAAAUUUGCGAGAGCAAAACUUUGGACAAGUUAUUUUGAAGAUGGUGGAACCUUGCCGCCGCCGUUCAAUAUUGUUCCAAGUCCCAAAUCCAUUUGUUAUGCUUGUCGAUACUUGUAUCGUCGAGUAUGUGGUUGUUCAAAAACGCAUCUAAGGAAUCGAUGGCAGAGCAUUAAGAAAAUUCUCCUGAAAAUCAACGAACGAGAAGUUAAAUAUCAAACAGUCAUACGUGAAUUAGUUAAACGAUACAUAAUGAAACGUCAACAGAAAGAUCAAACCGAAGGUGUGACAGAAGACGAUUUGAAUGAAAUCAAACAAGAUGUUUCUGCAUUCCGAUUUGAACUAUUGGAAAUCUUGAGUAUUAAUGGAUUCAAAGUGCAAUCAUUGAAGAAAAAUCCAGACACAGGCAAAUUUGAACCAGUUGAGGCAUUAACAAGAUCAGCUCGAGUGGGUCGAAAACGAGGCAAAAUGAAUCUAGAAAAGACUAUCAAUAAAAAUAUGUUCAACGUGUCAACAGCUAUUCGAGAUGCGAAUCCUCUGAUACCGAAAGAUCGAACGAGAUCUGACCAUAAUGAACAACAUGAAUCGAGUUCAUCGAUACUUUCGAAUCCGAAACAUAAACUAGCAACACAGUUCAAACGUGCUAUUACAGCAAUCAAACCACGAAGUGAUUCAUCCAAUGAUCCACCGAAUUCAUUGCCACAUACAUCAACCAUCGAAAAACUGAUUGAUUCGACUAUUUUGACAAGUUUAAUCGAAGAAACCUGUUUAGCACAUGAAAGAGUUGAUUCACCUCGUCCAAUAUCAUCAUCACCAACGUUAACAUUGACACCGAAAUCACCAUCAUCUAGUCAUAUCAAAUCUCAACCAAUACGUUCAAGUUCAAACCAAAUCUUCCCUAAUACGGAUACUGAUAAUAGAACGUCAGCACCUGCAACGAUUAUACCUAUCGAAUCACCAGGAACACGAACAAAUCAUCCGAAUAGUCCCACAGCACGAAUGGUCAGACAAAGCUUACAACAAAUACAUUCAUCUAUAUUGCAGACUAUGCAUCAACAUGCUCCAUCGCCACCUGCUACCAUUACUAAUACUACUACGAUACCACCAGCAGUAGCAACACCACCACCACCACCACUACUAGCGUCGACACCAGCACUAGCAACAACAGCAUCGACGUCAAUAAAUCUAACUCCAACGUCGACGUCAACGACGGGUACAGGUGAAGUGGCUAUUUUGGAAACUAUAUUGUAA